AUGUACACCCGCAACUACCUCGCCCUCCUCCUCGCGGCCCUCGCCGUCAGCGUGCACGCCGCCGUACCCCCCGCUGCGGGCGCCGCAACCGGCGCCCUCGCCAGCGCAGCCGGCACCGCCGACGCCGCCCUCGGCGCCACCGACGAGCUCGCUACCGCGGGCACCGACGCCGCUGCCGCUGUCACCGACGCUACCACUGGAGCUGCUGGGGUCGCCGACGCCGUCGGUACUGCUGCUGGCGCUGUGGGCGCCGCGGCGGGUGGCUUUACAGCACCCGAUCCGUCAAUGCCACCGCAGGGGAUGCAGCAGCAGCAGGGGAUGGGCGGCAGAAAGCAGAGGGGCAGUGGGGGGAAGAACACGAGGGUCAAGAGUGGCCGGAAGGGGGCGAACAAGAAGAAGGGCGGGAGUAAGGGGCAGAGGAAGCAGAGUGCCGGGGUGAAGAAGGGGGGUAAGAAGGCGCAGAGGAAGCAGAGUGCGGGGGCCAAGAAGGGGGGUAAGAAGGGGAAGGCUGUGCCAGUGACGAGGAACUCGAAGGUUAAGUAUGGCGGUGGAAAGAGGAGGAACUAG
Morchella importuna is the source of this 567-nucleotide messenger RNA. RefSeq lists its product as uncharacterized. The coding region runs from base 1 to 567 and encodes 188 amino acids. The record is from RefSeq and is a predicted model, not a curated record. NCBI's taxonomy places the organism in Eukaryota, Fungi, Ascomycota, Pezizomycetes, Pezizales, Morchellaceae. The transcript has a single exon.